This is a messenger RNA of Striga asiatica, 1693 nucleotides long. Lineage: Eukaryota; Viridiplantae; Streptophyta; Magnoliopsida; Lamiales; Orobanchaceae. The record is from the annotation of a GenBank genome assembly.
UUUAUUGUCCGUCCCCAACUCAAUCCCAGGCCAAACCAGCUCCGCUAACAUAAGCCUCCCUCCUUCGCUAAUAUGAGCCUUUUUUCGUGCCCACAAAAUCGAACCUUUAUGCCCUCUCACCAUGCCAGGCGCCCUCAAACUCAGCAAAUUCACUAUCCUUCACGCCCACAAACCCUACAAAUUCCUCAACAAUUUCCCUUCCUCCGCCUUCCCAUCCACCGCCGUCGCCGUCUCCGUCAAUUCGAGACCAAUCCCAUCGCUCAAGUACUUGUCAGGCAGGUGGUUCGGGGUAGCCCCAUGCUCAGCCGCCGCGCAUUUCGACGAUACGAUUGGAUUUCGCCAUAGCCGGAGACACGGCCGGAAUUUAUGCUUCUACACAUCCGAACCUAGGAACAGCGGCCGAGACGGCCGUUCACAUCGCGGGAAGAGCGAUCAUUGUGUGACCCAGAUGGGUGCAACCGUUCACGGCAAGGCCGGAGGCGAAUACGAUCAAUCAGACGCGUUGCCACCGUCAGACUACGGCGAGAAGCCGCCGGUGGAUCCGACUAAGUUGCUCACGUUGCCCACGAUCUUGACGAUUGGUCGCGUGGCCGCCGUGCCGUUGCUAGUCUACACAUUUUAUGUUGAUAGCUGGUGGGGACCAAAUGCCACUGUAGGAAUUUUCCUUGCCGCUGCCACUACAGAUUGGCUUGAUGGAUACCUAGCGAGAAAGAUGAAGUUGGGUACUCAAUUUGGUGCAUUUUUGGAUCCAGUGGCUGAUAAGCUGAUGGUAGCUGCUACAUUGAUAUUGUUGUGUACCAGACCAUUUGAAGCUGGAAUGUUUGGGCAAGUUCCAUGGUUAUUGACAGUGCCUGCAAUUGUCAUAAUCGGUAGGGAGAUCACCAUGUCUGCUGUCAGAGAAUGGGCUGCUUCUAAGGAUAAAAAGCUUCUAGAGGCUGUUGCGGUUAAUAAUCUAGGAAAAUGGAAAACUGCCACUCAGAUGACUGCAUUAACCAUCCUUUUAGCAGCCAGAGAUGGAAGUCUUGUAGGCGCUGGAACUCUUGUGUCUUCAGGGGUGUUGCUACUCUAUGUUUCAGCAUGGCUAUCCUUAUGGUCACUGGUUGUGUACAUGAGAAAGAUAUGGAAAGUGCUGCUUCUGUAAUAAACAUUGAUGGACCGCGAGUUGUGCUUUUGGUUUAGUGUCAGUUAUAGUCGAUACUUGGGUCAUCGUCAUCCUUUGUGGCUAUAUGGAGAUGGAUACUUUAUACUCUUAAGAUACGGACGGAAAGAAAAGCGUAUUUUUUGCUUGAUGGCCGAAAAUCGUCCACUAAGAAAUGUAUUCACUUAGGAAUGUAUCGAGAUCAAGAAAUCCCAAGUCUUACCAUUCACCGACAGUCAUUAUGGUAGAUGGUUAAUAUGUAGUUUCCUUAUAGUAUCAUGAGAGUUUUUGCAGCUUGGUGGGGUCCAAUUUAACUUGCUGUAUUCACCAGCUGUACUAAUUUAUUUAAUGUAUACAUGGUAAGAUGAUGGCUGAUUAUUUACUGAUAUUCUAAAAACAUUUGAAGCACACUGUGCUGUGAUUUGAUGUACAUGCGUUGAUAUUUUGACUGAAACUUACAGUGUAAUCGUACAAUAGUGUCGGUUUUUACAGUUAAUGUUUUCGUUUUGUCUUAAUGACGUCAGCCCAAUUUUAAGGAAGCAUCAUUGUGCUUUG